AUGGCGUUCCGCAAAGACCGCGUGAAGCCUACGCACUACCCAAGGCUCCCUUUCCAUCUGAUCAGAAGCGCACAACUAGUCUCGUCCUUAGUAGUUGCGAGUAUAAUGUUCUACUUCCUCAAAGAACUAGCACACGAUAAUUACAAGCUGCCAUGGACUUUCAUAUUACUCUUCGCCGUCUCCCUCCUCACAAUCCUCGCUCUGACAACGACAAUCGUCCUACACUGCUUCUACGGUCUGAACCCCGUCCUCAAUACGAGCUUAAAUGGCGCCCUCACACUCCUCUGGUCCGUAGCCUUUUCGCUGCUAUCAUGGUGGUCUUCUAGUACACUUUCACACGUCUGCAACGUUGACAAUUGGGAGGACGAGCUAGGCAUCUCCGUAUGCAGACUCUACAAGGCCCUGUUUAGCUUCGCGUUACUGGGUCUGGUGGCGACAUUGUUGGCACUGCUGUUGGAUGUGAGGGUGCAGCGUAAUGCGACGCAGAGGGGCACGUUUCAGCAGCUUCAGAUGAUGGGUGGUGGGGAUGGAAAGAGGGAGGUUGGCGAGCAGGAGCAUGACGAACAUGACGAGCAUGAGGUGCACCCCAAUUCCACUGCGGCGCGGAGGAACCACGGCCAGCAGCAGAGGGGGGGAGAAGGGUAUGCGCUACCAGAAGAGCAGUUUGCAUAUGAAGACACAGCAUAUCAAGGUGCCGCGGGGCAGGUGGGACGGAGGAGUUUGCAGCAGAGACCGUAG
Molecule: messenger RNA, 738 nt
Organism: Cucurbitaria berberidis CBS 394.84
Lineage: Eukaryota; Fungi; Ascomycota; Dothideomycetes; Pleosporales; Cucurbitariaceae
Exons: 2
Coding region: 1-738 (245 amino acids)
Source: RefSeq, a predicted model, not a curated record